This is a messenger RNA of Aspergillus steynii IBT 23096, 3420 nucleotides long. RefSeq names its product putative ER glycosyl hydrolase. Gene Ontology annotation, cellular component: endoplasmic reticulum; membrane. Gene Ontology annotation, biological process: endoplasmic reticulum mannose trimming; mannose trimming involved in glycoprotein ERAD pathway; carbohydrate metabolic process. Gene Ontology annotation, molecular function: calcium ion binding; mannosyl-oligosaccharide 1,2-alpha-mannosidase activity. The coding region runs from base 99 to 3386 and encodes 1095 amino acids. NCBI's taxonomy places the organism in Eukaryota, Fungi, Ascomycota, Eurotiomycetes, Eurotiales, Aspergillaceae. The record is from RefSeq and is a predicted model, not a curated record. The transcript is spliced from 4 exons.
CCCUUCUCGAGACCAAAUUCCCCAACACAAGCCUUGUGGUAACGCUCGGGACUUCAUCACGCUCCCAUGUUAUCUUCAGCCAUCCCAUUACUGCGGUAAUGCGCUCGAGAUGCUGGUCCCAAAUGUUUGACUAUCGCUCAACAUGGACGAUAACCUGGGCCUUGCUCCUGUCGCUAUGGCUUUCCCUGGCCCAGGGUAUGAGGACGGAAAAGAUCCAUGAACUCAGGAAGGAGACACAGCAUAUGUUCUACCACGGAUUUGAGAACUACCUCGAACACGCCUUUCCUGAAGAUGAAUUACGUCCACUCUCCUGCAGUCCAUUGGUUCGCGAUCGAGAAAACCCAGGACACGCCGAGCUGAACGACGUGCUAGGAAAUUAUUCCCUGACCUUAAUAGACAGCCUGUCGUCGCUUGCGAUCCUCUCUUCCAGUGGCGAUGAUGGCAAACGCGCUUGGGGGUAUUUUCAGGAUGGUGUGAAGGACUUUGUUCGGCUCUAUGGGGAUGGGUCUGACGGCCCUGCUGGACAGGGCGAAAGGGGAAGGGGAUUCGAUCGGGACAGCAAAGUCCAGGUUUUCGAAACCGUGAUUCGUGGGCUAGGCGGUCUACUCAGUGCGCAUCUCUUUGCCGUGGGCGAUCUUCCCAUUGCCGGUUACAAUCCUCCGGAGACAGAAGCGACUUACGCGAAGGCUUGGGAUAAAUCCAACUUCCCGGAUGACAGUCGCGGGAUAGAGUGGGAGAACGGGUUUUUCUACGAUGGUCAGUUUCUGCGACUUGCCGCGGACCUGGCAAACCGCAUUAUACCGGCAUUCUACACGGAAACAGGUCUUCCCUACCCCCGGGUAAACCUGCGUUACGGAGUACAACGGCAGCCAUUUUACGCGAAUUCGCCUUUGAAUGUUGAACCAUGCCACCACCCCGACCAAGAAUACUGUCAAAAGAAACGCCAUUCGGCACCGCCCGAGAUCACGGAGACAUGCAGCGCUGGCGCUGGCAGCUUAGUCCUCGAAUUUACUGUCUUGAGCAGGCUCACGGGAGACGGACGAUACGAGGAGCUGGCAAAAAGAGCCUUCUGGGCAGUGUGGGAGAGAAGAAGCGAAAUCGGGUUAAUUGGUUCGGGGAUUGACGCCGAAUCGGGCAGAUGGGUUCACUCAUAUACGGGGAUUGGUGCUGGCAUCGACAGCUUUUUCGAAUACGCGUUCAAAUCCUACGUCCUACUGUCUUCAGGCGAUCGGCCUCCGCACGAUCUAGACAGUCCGUGGCAUGCAUUUGAUAAUCAUUUCGGCCCUCUGAGCGAGUAUGAGCACUCAGCAGACGCCUUUCUGCAAGUGUGGCACGAGUCCCAUGCGGCGAUCAAACGUCAUCUAUACCGAGGAGAGGGCUAUCAACACCCCCAUUUAAUCCAAGGAGACGUCUUCACUGGCGCCACACGAGCGUUCUGGAUCGACAGCCUGAGCGCCUUUUAUCCAGGACUUCUGACGUUGGCAGGAGAGCUCGACGAGGCCAUCGGAAUCCACCUUUUGCCGACGGCCGUCUGGAAUCGUUUCUCCGGCCUCCCCGAGAGGUGGAAUGUUGUCACCGGCAAUGUUGAAGGCAAUCUAGGCUGGUACGGCGGCCGCCCGGAGUUUGUCGAGUCUACCUAUUACCUCUACCAAGCCACCAAGGACCCAUGGUAUUUGCACGUCGGCGAAAUGGUGCUGCGGGACCUUAAAAGACGAUGCUGGACCAAGUGUGGAUGGGCGGGUCUUCAAGACGUCCGCAAUGGCGAGCUUAGUGACAGGAUGGAGAGCUUUUUCCUGGGAGAAACUACCAAGUAUAUGUACUUGCUCUACGACCCGGCACACCCUCUGAACAACCUGGAUCAGCCAUUCGUCUUUUCUACCGAAGGACAUCCCCUCAUUAUACCCAAGAGCACGACUGGAACGCAACGCCCUCAGCAGCAGCCGUCGCAACAGUCGCAGCAGCAGCACAAGGAUUCCGUUUGUCAGUCAGCACCCUUGCCCCCAACCUUCGGCUUAUCAUCCACAGCAGCGCGGCCCGAUGUCUUUCAUGCUGCGACUCUGGCCCGCUUACACCUGAUGCCAAACCGAGGGUCGGCAGAAGGACCUCUCCUGGACCACGCCAAGGACCACCCAAGCGUGUCCAUGUCUGACCUGUCCUCACCAACCAACUAUACCUUCUUCCCGUGGACCUUGCCACCUGAGCUGGUCCCGUUCAACGCGACGAGCUCUCCCAUGACUGUUCGGCCCACGCUAGAUAUUUCAUUCCCAAGCAUCCCUGGCAUGGUACUGGGAUCGAACUCCCUGGAACGGAUUCGGGAGGGCAUUCUCAUCAAAGCCAUCAGCGGACUGCGGUUAAGCAUGGUGCAAGACGUGCCUUCUCAGGAUGCGCCGGAGAACCCGGCGGAAGACGAGUUCCGGAUCCAGGUGAUCAACAACGUGCCGCUUGGAAAAGAUGAGAAGGUAUUCCUCUCGCGAGAGAUCACAUUUGAUGUCCUGGAUCCCACCGAUCCGAACUUCACCCGCUUGCGUGACUCCUCAAUGAUUGACAUCGUCAUUGACGUUAUCCCAGAAACCGUCCGUCGACGAAACGAUUCAAAUGAUCGUCAAGAACCGGCUGCGGCAGAAAAUGGCCAAAACCCCAUCAUCCACGAGUCCGCCACGUCCACCGACGAUAAACUCGGCUACAUAGAUCCCUCUUCGCCGAGCAUGAGAAGCGUACUGUCAUCUCUGAUGAAUUCGGUCUCUGCGUUGCUUCGCGACGACCCUCAAGCGCAUCUAUCCUGGUCGUCGUCGUCCCCGAAACAACCGUCGCUGCGACUGGCCUUACCGGCCGCCGUCUCCUCUGGUUUAGGGUCUGCUCCUCUACCGGAAGUGGGCGAUGCCACUACAUUUUCGAUCACAGGCGACCCCGCCAAGACCCGUCUCUCCUGGUCUACGGUCUAUCUCGCCGGGGAGCUCUGUGAUCAGCGCAUCCCGCGGGAGAUCGCGCAAAGCCACCAAGUGCUGGUGGUCAAACGUGGCGGGUGCAGCUUUUCGCAAAAAUUGCGGAACAUUGCAGCAUACCCGCCAUCACGUCAUGCGCUGAAGCUCGUCAUUGUGGUCUCGUCUGACGAGCCACCGACGGACGAGGCUUCGGAGCCCAAUCCCACAUCUUCGUCCCCGACCUUGGCCGCCAUCCGUGCAGGGCCAUAUCUCGCUCGACCCUACCUCGAUGAGACCCAAAUGUCCACCGGGGGGACGCCUCGGCGCCAUCUAAUCAGUAUGCUGAUGGUUGGCGGGGGCGACGAAACUUAUGAAUUGUUACGGCGCGCGACUGGCAUCGGCAUCAAGCGGCGAUAUACGGUGCGGUCGCAGGGCGUUCCGAUCAAUAAUUUGUACGUUAUUUAGUAGAUUACUGCUGGGUUUCUUGUAUAGUUUGUAG